Molecule: messenger RNA, 1305 nt
Organism: Suillus clintonianus
Lineage: Eukaryota; Fungi; Basidiomycota; Agaricomycetes; Boletales; Suillaceae
Exons: 13
Coding region: 159-1076 (305 amino acids)
Source: RefSeq, a predicted model, not a curated record
AGGAAGUACGGCAUCGCAAGCUUGGCACGAUAUCGUAUAAAUUUCCAUGAGGAUACUACAGCCCUGACAAGAGAUUCUGUGCCUUAUAAGUAUUGUGCGUUGGUGAUCAGCUGCCCACCGCCCACUCUUUGAAUUCGCCAUUUGAUCUGCACAGUUUCAUGUCGGAACUAGAAAAAGAUGUCUACUAUCUUGACUGGAAUAACAAUAUAUCUGUUGUAAUGAUUACCCUGGUGACCUAUGAAUACAUACUUCAGUUCGAGAAAGAGGUCAAGUUUGUUUGGGAAAGACAGUGGACAGCGAUGACAUAUCUAUACCUCGUUGUUCGAUAUUUUGGGCUUUUCCUUGCAAUUACUUUCGCCUGCUGGGGAGGUCUAUUUUAUAUACCUGCAGCAGUGAGCCAUAUUAUUUUUCUGAUAAUGCAAUGGGGUUGGUCUUUAUAUUUUUGCUUGGCGGAGGUCCUUCUCAUCUGGCGUCUUUACGCCCUAUACAACCAAUCCAAGCCCAUCCUUUAUGUUCUCCUGGGGCUAUUCUUACCUGUUAUCGCGCUCUAUAUAGCGAUGGAUAUUUUUUUAUGGAGUCGACCCUCAGCGGUCUCAACGGACGAAAUUAUAAUAACUCCGAACAUCAAGUACUGCACGGCUACAUUCCACAUAGGGCCCAUGCCUGCGAUAUAUGCUUCCAUCCCCAUCCUAUGCUAUGAUGUUUUGCUAGUUAUUCUCGCAAUCGUCGCCCUCGGGAAACACCUAAAAGAACGGAAGGAGCUCAAAAUUAGGCCUAGUAUCUAUGUAGUAAUGAUCGUCCGACAUCACAUCAUGUAUUUCGUCAUAAAUUUGGCAUGUCAAAUUGUCAUCGUGGUAUUGUGGACCGGCCUUCAGGCGGUGGCGAGGAAUCUCGUACUGUUGUUCAAGGAUACCGCGCCAUUUAUUAUCAUGCCCCGUCUUAUCAUCAGCAUUUGGGAUAUGCAUGCCAACGAGAACUGCAUACAUGUCAGUACGACGUUUGAGGAUUGUGUAUGUUGGACUUCGCCACCGUCGUUCGAGCAGCACGAGAUGAACUCCUGCGCAGCCUGCGCCUGAUAGUUCCAAAAACGAUGAAGGAGGUAGAGUGGGGUGCCUCAACCCCUCAGGCUCUAGUCCUAGCAAAACACUCUAAUACUUGUAGUUCAGGGCCGAUUUUGUAUCUAUGUACUAUCAUGCAUAUUAGAUGUAAAAGUAGGGCUUAGCAUAAUUUAAUUUAGAGGACUCGAUAUACUCUCAGUGGCUCAUGACUCUAACACUGUUGAGGCAAAUAUAACAACACUAUGAG